Molecule: messenger RNA, 1755 nt
Organism: Venustampulla echinocandica
Lineage: Eukaryota; Fungi; Ascomycota; Leotiomycetes; Helotiales; Pleuroascaceae
Exons: 3
Coding region: 1-1755 (584 amino acids)
Source: RefSeq, a predicted model, not a curated record
AUGAAGACCUCUGAUAUCCUCCUUCACUUGAGUGCUGCUUUCGGCGCCUCUGCCGCAUCCAUUGGGGGUUUACAAAUCCACGAGAGGGCUUCAAGCUGGAAAGUUGGCCAAACGGUGCAAACGAGCAGCGGUCCAGUUUCCGGCCAUGCUGCCACUAAUAGUAAAAACAACUCGGGGGUCUCAGAAUAUCUAGGUAUUCCUUUUGCACAACCUCCAGUUGGGGACCUGCGGUUUGCUGCUCCGGUCAAGUAUGCGGGCAAUUCCAGUAUCAAUGGCACAUCCUUCGGCCCAUCGUGUCCAGUGAGGAAGUCCAAUUCCAGCUCAAUCCCCUCCGCAGAUGUUCUUGAGGCUGCAAACCUUACCGUGGCUGGCCUCGCCAUGAACACCAUCUUCAGCGAUUUGACACCCAAUUACAGCGAAGAUUGCUUAUAUGUAAACGUAUGGACGAAGCCACAGACAGGAGACACGAAGAAGGCAGUUCUGGUUUGGAUAUAUGGAGGCGGCUUUAGCAGUGGGAGCACGUCGUACGAAGGAUAUAACGGAGCAAGCAUUGUGGAGCAGGAAGAUGUUGUGGUGGUCUCUCUGAACUAUCGCUUGAGUAUUCUGGGCUUCCCGGGGAAUCCCACUAGCACAAAUAACCUCGCUCUUUUGGAUCAAAGGCUUGCGAUAGAAUGGGUUAGGGAUAACAUUGAGAAUUUUGGAGGUGACAAGUCGCGAAUUACACUCUUCGGCCAGUCAGCUGGAGGCGCUUCUGUCGAUUACUAUUCUUAUGCAUGGAAUUCGGAUCCAAUUGCUGCUGGAUUCAUCCCGGAGUCUGGCACGGUCUUCAGUUGGGGUCUACCAAACGCAAAGUCCGUGAGUGCUGUGGCUUGGUUCAACGUUACGACAAAGCUAGGAUGUGGCAAUGCCUCGUCUGACGCCGCAUCAGUCCUUUCUUGUAUGCGUUCAAAGGAUUAUGCUUCGAUCUUGAGCGCAAUACCUUCCGCAACUGGCACCACCGCAAUCUUAGGCUUCUUCGGGCCCACGGUCGAUGACACGGUCGUAUUCUCCAACUAUACAGACCGAACCCCAGCAAAGGUUCCUGUCCUUGUUGGCAGCAACAACUAUGAAAGCGGCUACUUUAGGACACAAUUUGCUCUGGCUGGCAUAACCUACCCAGAUGUGUUUUGGGAUAUUUUCAACCUCCAGGAAUUUACCUGUCCGACAGGUCUCCGCGCCAACGCCAGCGUAUCUUCUGGAAAUCCAACCUGGCGCUAUCGCUACUUUGGUGUUUUCCCCAACACUGCAAUAUCGUCCGAGGCCGGUGCAUACCAUUCUGCCGAGCUCCCUAUUCUUUUCGAUACUGCACCCACAAUUCCAGCCAAUACGCCCGAAGAGGUGUCGAUUGGACAAUACAUGCGUGGUGCCUGGGCUGCUUUUGCGAAGGACCCGGCAGAAGGAUUAACAAAGUAUGGCUGGCCGUCCUAUAACGCUUCGGGGGAUACUUUGAUCAGACUGGCAUAUGACAAUGUUACCGGCACAAAUGCUGUUAACCCGUCCCUGUAUGAUGCCAAUUGCAAAUACGUUAACGUAUCAAAUACGGAUCCAAAUGCAUACACUGGACUAGCGACAGCUAUUCCUACAGCCACUGCCACGAAUAUCCCCACAGCCUCAGGGACGAAUGCACCAGCGGCUAGUACAUCAAAGAGUGCAGGAAGCAGAGUCUCAUGUUCGUUUGCUAUGGCGAUAGGAUUCGUUGCAAUGUGGCUUCUGUGA